Messenger RNA from Branchiostoma floridae (Florida lancelet), 2844 nucleotides. RefSeq names its product adhesion G protein-coupled receptor L3-like. Bases 1 to 2331 code for a protein of 776 amino acids. Gene Ontology annotation, cellular component: membrane. The transcript has 19 exons. The record is from RefSeq and is a predicted model, not a curated record. Gene Ontology annotation, biological process: adenylate cyclase-activating G protein-coupled receptor signaling pathway; negative regulation of angiogenesis; cell surface receptor signaling pathway. NCBI's taxonomy places the organism in Eukaryota, Metazoa, Chordata, Leptocardii, Amphioxiformes, Branchiostomatidae. Gene Ontology annotation, molecular function: G protein-coupled receptor activity.
AUGGCGUGCCGGCUGAAACUGCCCUUCUUCUAUCUCUUUGACGGCGGCUGGUCUGAGUGGAGCCCAUUGUCUGGCUGCAGCGUGACGUGUGGAGUCGGUACGCAGACUCGGGACCGAAGCUGCACCAAUCCGGCACCAGCUAACGGCGGGGCGGUGUGUGAAGGAGAUACUGAGGAGACACAAGUGUGCGACUCGGGAGUUUCCUGUCCAGUUGACGGCGGCUGGUCUGAGUGGAGCCCAUUGUCUGUCUGCAGCGUGACGUGUGGAGUCGGUACGCAGACUCGGGACCGAAGCUGCACCAAUCCGGCACCAGCUAACGGCGGGGCGGUGUGUGAAGGAGAUACUGAGGAGACACAAGUGUGCGACUCGGGAGUUUCCUGUCCAGUUGACGGCGGCUGGUCUGAGUGGAGCCCAUUGUCUGUCUGCAACGUGACGUGUGGACUUGAAUGCGGACUUAACCAGGCGGAUUACCUGUCUCGUGUAGCAAAGUGUCUGGGUAAUGUGACAGAAAAAAUAUACGGCGGCGAUGUCAUCAGCAGUAUCCGGCUACUCGGCCGUCUGACGGAUUGUCAAGAACGUCGAUUCAACAAUGAGUCACAGCAAAUAACGAAAGAAGAUGCCGUCAGGUUUGCAAAGGAUCGCUGGUCUGGAGUGGCGUCAGGGAUCAUAGACAGUUCAGAAAGGGCAGGUAUUCUGUUGGCCAGAACGGUUCCUAACGAAACCCACUGGAUCUCCGAGGAAAAUAUAGUGAUGGAAAUCAGAGAUGGCUCCAUGGGAUCAACGACCUUUCCGGCUCUUGACAAAAGAGGAGACACCUCUGUUUGGGCAAACGUUAAAGACGGGAUCACUCUGCCGAGAACAGAACACCUUGUCGUUUCUGCAAUCUACGACAAUAUAGGACAGUACCUCAGACCAAAGUCAGUGUACAGCACGGCAAACGCAGUAAACAGCUCGGUUAACGCAGAGAACAGCACUAGCAAGGUUUACUCCAGGAUUAUUUCGGCAACACUAGUGAAUAGAAGCUCCACGGCUAAAGUCAAUGUCAACGAUGCUGUUACCAUCGUCCUGGAACAUCAUAGCAAUGAGACGACCAACACCACCUUCUGUGUCUUCUGGAACGUCAGCACUGGCAAUUGGUCGGAAGAGGGGUGUGCCCUGAAGAAGAGAAACCGGACUCACACUACCUGCGAGUGCAACCAUCUCACCAGCUUCGCUAUUCUUGUAGACACGACUGGGCAGCAGCAUCCAUUUGCACUUAGUGUUAUUACAUACGUCGGCUGCAUCAUCUCCAUCGUGUGUCUCUUCAUCUGUAUUUGUACUUUUCUCGGAUUCAGACGAGUCCGUUGUACCCGAACCAUCAUCCAUGCAAACCUGUGUUUCUGUCUGCUGGCUGCUGAGGUGGUCUUCCUUGUGGCAGUUGACAAAACAGAAAACACGGUUGUGUGUGACGUGAUCGCGAUUAUCCUCCACUACCUGUUCCUGGCUGUCUUCACCUGGAUGUGUGUGGAAGGAGUGGAGCUGUACGUCUUACUGGUCAAGGUCUUCAACUUGAAAAUGAACAGAUUGCUCUACUACCACCUGGUCGGCUAUGGUGCACCGGCAGUGGUGGUAGGCAUUUCGGUGGCCAUUGAUUACUUCUUCGAGUUCGAGGACAAAGACGAGGACAAUGGCAUAGAGGAGGAAGGGUUCUUCGAUGGAUAUGGCACCAACAGAUACUGCUGGUUAUCAGUUAACAGCGACUUCAUCUGGAGCUUUGUGGGCCCAAUGCUGCUCGUGGUUUUGGUUAACAUUGGAUUCCUGGCCAUGACUAUGAGGGUGAUCUUCACUCAGAAAGCCCAUGAUACAUCCAACCAAUCAGAACAGGGAAUUAACUUCAGGUUCUGGAUCCGUGUGUCCCUGGCCUUGGUGUGUAUUUUGGGUAUCACAUGGGUGUUCGGUGUGCUGUACGUCAGUAGGGAGACCAUAGUGUUCGCAUACGUCUUCACCAUCAGCAACUCCUUCCAAGGUUUAUUCAUUUUCAUUUUCCACUGCCUGCUGAACGAAACGGUGCAAGACGAGAUCGAACGCCGCUUUGGUGCUCGUUUCACCUGCUGCUCGAAGAAGAAAAGGCAGAAAACGGUGAGGAGACAGACAAGGCGAACUGCAAGGUCACCUCAGCAGCAAGAGAUCUGGCUGGAUGACUUCACAGACACUAAAGACAGCCACAGUUCAGCCACAAACACAAAGGACACCCUAGACGAUGAGGGCUUCGUAGAAAACACCAUCUACGAAGGCGGUGCCGGUGCCGAGGGCUCAGUGGACAAUGUGAUAUAUGAAGGGCUGCCGGAUUAAAGUCCUUAGAGAGCGAUUGCGAAUAACAGGGACAGGAUUUUGAUAUACGAUAUUCCUUUUUAUCAAUUCUAUAUAUUAUGUAGAUUCAUUUUCCCGACGUGUGAGAGGAAAUGUCCCACUUGAAACACAGAGGCAUGCGGUAUGAAGUUGGAGUCAAAUGUGAUGGCAUUUUAAAAGCCUCUCAAAUCUUAUACCCCGAAUUAAUUGUAACUAACAAUGUAUAGCUUUAGUAAUCGUGUUUAACAUGCUUGUAUUAAUUCAGUGAUGCCUAGAAUAUUUGACGGAAUACUUCUUCAAUUCUUUAGUAAAAUGAUUUCAAUGAUUUCUAUUUAUCUUCAUUUUACACAUGCCUAUGUGGCUACAUACUCUAAUGACAGUACAUGCUCAUAAUCUUGCAUAUACAAACUAUAUCUAUUCAUAUUAUAUGAUAUGUUUAUUGCAAGUUCUUGCCCGAGGGCUAAUUGCAGGUACAAACAACAUGUAAAAUAAGGAAAAUACAAAGGUGCUAGGAAC